AGGGUUGGGGUGAGGAUGAGGGGCGGACUCCUGCUCUUGCUACUGCUGCUGAGGCUCGUGAAGUUUCCUGUCCUUUCGUCUCUGCGAAUCUGCGACCUCUCUCCCGGCGGGCUCACAGAGGAAGCGACCAUGGAAGAGGAGGGGGAUACCUACACGGAGAUGAGGCAUUUUACUCAGCUGUGGCCUCUCCCCAGGUUCCGCUCUCACAGUGACACCUACGGAUUUCGCUCCAGAGUGCUGUUCAGGCUGCGGGGAGCCCGCUCAGUCGAUGGGUUGGAGAAAUCAUCAUCGCUGGCCAGCUGUGACGUGGUGGUGGACAGCGCCACCAAUACCCAGAAUGCCCCUGCAUCACGGCAGCAGCGAGGCAAGCUGUCGUCACUGGGAAAGCUGUUCAAACCCUGGAAGUGGAGGAAGAAGAAGACAAGUGACAAGUUCCAGGAUCUUUCCAAAGUUCUAGAGAGAAAAAUCUCCACCAGACAAACGAGGGAGGAGCUCAUCAGAAAAGGAGUUCUCAUCCCUGACCAAGACGAGCCAGUCGGCAGUGAAAAUCUCAACGGCCACGCCGCAUCCAGUGUGACAUCAGAGGAGGUCAAGGUUGACAUUGAGUCUCCAGAAACAUUGCAGGAGGAACAGGCCAGCGGGCCCGUCAGCACUGAGGACAAAACAGAGAGGUGUGAUACUAAACCCCUCGCCCGGGCUAACCAGGUGCGACCUCGAGACGUUCAGUCUAAAAAGCAGCAAAGUGCCACUCUGCCCGCCUCUUCCAAACCUGCGGGUGGCACCGCAGGCACGAGCAGGCACAGAGAGGGGACCUUGGCGACUAAAAAGACAACUAAAACCACAGGGAAGGCAGGCUCAUCCACUCAGGCUAAAGCUAACCCGCGGAGCACUAACACCACUAGUCGUGGGAUUGCCAAAUCCUCCCAUCCAAAGAAGACAGGAGGCGCAACAAAAACUACCCACGCCUCCGCCUCCACCCCUCGUUCUCGUGCAUCUAAGGACACUAGCACUGCAGCGCAGACUGAUGGGAAGGAUGCAAGGACCAACCGGAAAUCAGACACUCCCACCUCUUCCUCUGCACCUCAAAAGGCCUCUGCAGAGACUCCUAGCCAGCCUGGGGAGAUAAAAUCCUUGCCCCUUUCCUCAGACUCCAAGCCUGCCUCACAUAAAGCCUCAGGCAAUGAGACAGAGGGGGGUCGAGCUGUUUCUCAAUCUGCUCCCGAUGCCUCAACUGUGGACGAGGAGACUCGGAAAGGUAUGGCUCCUGAACCCACAGACCAGUCUCCCCAUGUCAAUGCUGCUACAGAGGACACUUCCUUCACGGAGGGCGAGACAGACAGCAGCUUGCAGGGGGAGAAACUGGGGAGAACGGGAGAAGAGGGAGGAGAGGAAGAAAAGAAGAAGGGGGAGACGGAUUCUGCUGUGGAGAACGUCCCAAGGUCAUCAGAGGGCCACACUGAAAAGCCACAGGGCCUGAGUGUGAAAACGGAGAAUGCCGAAGUGACAGUGAUCCCUGAUAGGCCGAGAGACAGCCAAACUAGCGACUCUGACUCUGACGGCCCAAUCCUGUACCGAGAUGAGGAGGAAGAAGAGGAGGAGGAAGACGAGUACACAAAUAGCUCUCUGGCCAGCAAGAUCCGGCGACGAGACACCCUGAACAUCAAGAUUGGGAACCGACCGAGCAAGAAAGAGCUGGAGGAGAAAAACAUUCUGCCGCGGAGCUCUGAGACAGAGAGACACGAGCUGCGCCAGCAGAUCGGCUGCAAACUAGUCAGGCGCCUGAGCCAAAGACCCACCACAGAGGAGCUGGAGCAGAGAAACAUCCUCAAGCAAAAGAAUGAAGCAGAGGAGCAAGAAGCCAAGCAAGAGAUUAAAAGGAGACUCUCCAGAAAGUUGAGCGUGAGGCCUACAGUGGCAGAGCUUGUUGCUCGAAGGAUCCUGCGUUUCAAUGAGUAUGUUGAAGUAACAGACGCCAAGGAUUACGAUCGGCGGGCAGACAAACCCUGGACACGGCUUACUCCCGCUGACAAGAUUCCAUCGGCCCUAAGUGCUCUUACUGCCAGCUGGACGUCGGCACCACAAGCUCUCCCGUCCACAGCUCCCAGCAGUCUCCCGGCCCUCCAGACCCUCAGUGCACAGCUCAGUACACUCCGCUUUGGGAUCCUCUUGCCCCUGAUGUUGUUACAUCUAUAGUGACAGCUACAGGUGUGUCUUAAGGCCUCGGCCAUCCAAGGGCACCUGUGAAACAUACAACACAUAUCCAUAGUCACAACAGUGGUGUGUGUGUGUGUGUGUAUAGCUCUCUGAUUAGAACCAUUGAUUUACUGUAGAUGGCCAGAGCCUGCUGGUAAAUGAUGAUUUUUGUUUUUUUGGUUCACUGCAGGCCUUGUGAUGAGAGGUUCCGGUGAGGAAAAGGGGCAGAAUGACCCCUGUAGUAAUGAUUGUGGCUAUUGAGUUUGAGUCCAUGCCAUGGUAUGCCUUGACAUAAAGUGGCCAUAUAUGGGCGUCCUCAUGGCACAGGAAAUGGGAGUGAUUGGAUGGUUGUGUGCUGAUGUCAGUGCCUGUGUCAUAGAUCAGAGGGAAGGAGAGGCAGUUUGUUCCGCUCCGAUGUGCCUCUCGGAGUUGAAUCUGAAAUACUGCAGUUCAUUUAUAGACAUAUUUAAAGUAUAUUGCCACUAGAGGGCAUUAUAUCAUAAGAAUUAUAGCCUGUAAGGAUGAAGACGAGUAUGUAGAUGAAGAAUAAACUGCGAGUGUUAAUAUUUAUAAGUUCUGAAGCUGAGGGGGCGCUGGGUACCGGAGGCAUUAAGAGUGAAGUGCAAUGGAAAUCGCUGCAGUUCUAGCCACUUCUAAUCCCUCAGCACUCUUCAUGGUGAUACAUGAUAACCAUUUACCAUCAUAUAUCCUGUGUUGAGUUAUUAAGCACCAGACGUCGAAUCACAAAGUGCUGGACUUGCCGUUUAGAGGAUCUACUUUUCAUUCUUUGACUUCAGUUUUUCAUUUUAGGCUUUUGGCUGGAGCUCCUACUCAGAGUAUCUUGGUGCCAAAGAAGAAGCAGGAGUUUGAUUGCACAUUUGAAAGUUGGCUGAUUUGAUAUUUGUUGGGUGGACUUCAUAUGAAGGUUUUAUGAAUAUAGAGCAGAGAGGCACUAAGAGUUUCACCACUGAAGCAAUCAGCUGGCCUCUCAAAGAAGAGGAGAAGUACUUUUCCAUUCCCUUGAACAUGCUUUUGCAAUUUAAUCUUGUCAGCCGAUGACAGUUACGUAAGACAGGCUUCCUGACAAAUGGCCCUUUUACACUUUGCCCUAACGUGCACCUUGAAUCCGGCCGUAACAGUCUGUUAUCAUCAACACAGCUGGAUUUCUCUUUUUACCCCCAAACUGUAGAAUUUUACCAUUAAUCCGAAAAUAUGAGGGAACUGUUUGGUAUUUCUGGAAAUACACUAAUCAGUUAAACUACAAAUAUUUUGAAACAAAGAGGAGGAUUUGAUGCUUUUUUCUCUCAUAUGAUAUUAAACUGAAUACCUGUGGUCAGAUAAUACAAGCAAUUUAAAUUGAAAUUGAAGAUAUCAGCUUGGGCUUUGGGAAAUUCUAACAUGGAUUUUUCAAUAUUUUAUGACAUUUUAUACAUAAAACAAAAAAAAAUACCGAAUCGUCAUAUUAAUUGAUAAUCAAAGCAAUCAUUAGUUCCUACUCUAAAAUGCACUUAUUCGCUUUCUUGCUAAGUAUUAGAUGAGAAGAUCGACACCAUCCUAAUGCCUGUAUGCCUAAUAUGAAGAUACAGUCAGCAGAUGAUUAGCUUAGCUUAGCAAGAAGACUUUUCUUUACCUUUGAACAGAACAGUUAGCUGUUCUUUCUCCUGUCUUUAUGCUAAGCUAAGCUAGUCGCCUGCUUGUUUCAUAUUUAGCGCACAGACUAAAUCUUCUCAUUUAACUCCUGACAAAAAAUGUGAUUAUGAGUGUUUCUCAAAAUGUUGAACUAUCCCUUUAAUACUUCACACAUAACGAUUACAUUUUGUAUUUUGCACACUAAAAUAAAAAACCUCAAGAUGCAUGUUUAAAGGGGAUGAGUUGUCAGCUGUUUUUGUGUGGUUGUGUUUGUGUUGACUGAGCUACCGGAGAUGAAAAGUCAGAUGUAAAAGAACAGAUCAAACCUGUCAGAGAUGUUUAAGGACUAAAUAUGAGAAGCUGGUAUAGGAGAACAAAACAAAACAUGACAGCUCACUCAUUGUGGAUUUUCAUAUCAAAAUUAAACAAAAACAUUAGUAAUUUUUCAUUCCCAGCAUAUUUGAACUAGAUAGACGAUGUUUGCUGACAAGUGAUUGACAGAUUGAGCUUGCUGACGUCCAAAGGCUUGUGUUCAAAUAAAAGACCUCCAGCCUUUACAACACUCGUCAUUCUGGCAAAUAGUAACCGAAAAGGACGGAUGUGUUCCCUCUGCUUCCGAAUGUGCGGAGGUUGUAACAUGAAAUGAUGUACAGUGAUGGAAAAGAAACCAACAGUAUUCAUUUGUGUCAAUGUCUAUGUUGUUAUAUAUAUUGAUUAUUUUGUACAGAAUGUAUAUUGAGCAUGUGCAUACAUUGAAAUCAACUUUACUACCAAUAUGAUACAAUGCAACUUCGAUGUGAACGUUUUAAGCUCUGAUUUUAGUCGUCUUAUUUUUAUUUUUUUUAUCCUCCCCGGACACUGGUAAUGAAAUGAGCAGCACAGCGCACAUACACGUGCUGUUUCCAGGCAGAAUAUCAAGCUUAAUGUCUUGAAUAACUGUCAUGUCUUUAUCAAACCUACCUGUUCCCUAAGCAGAUGAUAGACAAAACAUUAUACAGGUAGUUAUAAAUCAGAUUAUUAUUUAAUAUUCUGCGUCACUUUCGUUUUAAGUGAAGUCAAGAGGUGCAAUGCAAGCAAAGAAGAAUCCUCUCUGGACCUCACGUUUGAUUUAUUUCUUCAGAUGACAGGAUACAGCUCCACAUUUUGACAUGAUCCCAACAACUUUUUAAACAAGCUCAAGUUUCAACAAUCCAGUUGAAUUUUAUAAGAACAGGAAAUAGACGUCUGAUUGGUUGCACGCAGUGUGAAAUCAGUUUCUAUAAAAGCAAACAUGGUGCACACCAACAGCAAAUACUGUGAUAAAAGACCAGAAAGCUCUUAUAUCAGAUAAACAAAUAAAAAGUCUUACUUCUUUUCGCAGCUUUGGUCCUGUCGCAGUGAAGUAAACAUGAACAUGUUGCUUACACCCACCUUAGAAAAAUAAGAUAAGUUAAAGCAGUUGAAGCAUAACUGGUAACACUGUAUUUUAACUCGGUGUAUAAGCAGUAUAUAGUCAAUGAAUAAAUGAUUAUGUAGUGAGCAGAUAUAAAGACAUUUUUAUGCGUUUAUGAAUGUAUUUGUUAACAACUUUAACUCCUUUUAUGAAGCAUUGAUAACUAUUAAACAUGAUAUAGUAUAUGUAAUUUUAUAUAGUAUGUCUUCACAAGUUUUAAACACAUUUAUGAACGGUUUAAAACCUGCCUGUCAUUUGUACAUGUGUAUAAAGGAUUUGUUAUCAUUAUUACAGCCAUGUUAUAUGUUAUCGGUCAUUCAUUAACUAUGUAUACAACAGGAUGCUUCAUAGGAGAAGUUAUAACUGUGGGCGAAAUAUAUUAAUAAACACUUUAUAUGUCCUUAUAUUUGAUUACAACUACAUUAUAGUGUAUUACAGAUCAUUUAUGAGGUGUUCAUAUGCUGCAUAUUAAUGCUAAAUUGACAUGUUAAGAUAAAGUGGUGCCCAAUAAGAAGCUUUAGAAAUCUUGUUUGGGUAAAUCCAGGCAAGAGCUUGGUGUUAUCUUAGAGAGUCCACAGACAGACCACAUCUACAAUUUUUAUUUUUUUUCAACACUGAUGUCUAAUUCCAUAUUUUAGUCCAGAAUUGGGAAUAAGUAUAUCUAAACUAAGCAGUUGAUAUUGUGGAGGAGCCUUGGCAGCUGAUGUUUAGUCAUAACCUGUCAGUAUUAAUCAGAAGGGGGAGUCCUGUAAAAACCUUUAUGGCUGCCGUCUGGUUUCAUCUCACCUCGUACAGGACUGCAAAAAUAAACACAAUAAACCUUCAGAGUUAAGAGACCCAAAGAAGCUGUAGGAGUUAUAAACACACCCUACAUUUCUAUCCACUGCAGACUAUGUGGAAUUAAAGUGUAAAACAUAAAAUAACUGCUUAAUUUCAGAAAGUUUUUCUCUAAAAUUCCAGUUGAGUUGUUUUAAAACAUUCACAUUCAUUUUGACUCUGGCUUUCCUGACUGCCACUUUUAAUUUGCAAUUCUGGAGACAUACACCAGUUCAUGAAAAUGUUUGUUUUGUGAAUGUUUGCUGCUGUAAAGUGUCCUCCAUCGCUUCCCCAAAUCAAAUCUCUAAUUUCACACAGGAGCCAUAAACCAGACUGCUGCUGCUGCUGUUGUUGAUUGAAAGCCUUUUAUCUUUAUCAUGUAGUCUUUUCUUGAUCAUGUGAAAUUCACGGUAAGGUAACAUGAUUUGUGGGGGAUUGAUUUUUUUUUUUUUCCACAAAAACGCAACAAGAUGCUCAAAGCAGCAAAGACCCAGGACUGAACAUUUCACAUGGACUCCAAACACCUUUACUGUAUGUUUGAUCUUUGAACUCAUAGGACGAUGUCAUAUAUCCCAAAAAACCUGCUACUGUUACGUGCAAACUGUCAGACUGUGUAUAUUGUUUUUGUAUAUAAAGAAUCAUGGAGAAAAAAACAUAAAAACA
Messenger RNA from Seriola aureovittata, 6733 nucleotides. RefSeq names its product phosphatase and actin regulator 2 (gene phactr2). NCBI's taxonomy places the organism in Eukaryota, Metazoa, Chordata, Actinopteri, Carangiformes, Carangidae. The record is from RefSeq and is a predicted model, not a curated record. The coding region runs from base 16 to 2193 and encodes 725 amino acids. Gene Ontology annotation, molecular function: actin binding. The transcript has 12 exons. Gene Ontology annotation, biological process: actin cytoskeleton organization.